CAGCAGCAGCACUAGGUGACGUGUGCUUACCAGUGGCCGUGGCUGCCGCUCCUCGCUCCUCACUACUGCCUCUCCUGCGGCCUCCUCCUCGGCACCUGCCUCUUGCCUCUCUCUCUCCUCUCUACCUCACCAUGGAGUCCUCCUACAACUCCCGCUGCCCGGCUGUGAAGCGUCUGUUUCGUGAAGCCAAGGAGUUACACGAGGCCACUGAAGAGUAUUUUGCCCAACCUCUUGAUGACAAUCUCUUUGAGUGGCAUUUCACAGUUAGGGGUCCUGCCGACUCUGAGUUUGAUGGUGGUGUCUACCAUGGCCGGAUAAUAAUGCCUGCUGAUUACCCAAUGAAGCCUCCAAAUAUCAUAUUUUUGACGCCAAAUGGACGAUUUGAGACAAAUAAAAAGAUCUGUCUGAGUAUAUCUGGGCAUCAUCCAGAGACAUGGCAGCCUUCCUGGAGUAUUCGUACAGCACUAUUGGCUAUAAUAGGAUUUAUGCCAACUCCUGCUAAUGGCACCAUAGGCUCUCUAGACUAUACAGCUAAUGAACGAGCCAAGCUAGCAAUAAAAUCUCAAGAAUAUGAGUGUCCUCAAUGUGGGAGUAUAAAUGUGCUGCUGAAGGAGAGGACGAGUGAUAACAAAGAGCUACAAGAGGAAGCCAGAGAAGUUAUGGGUCAAGUUGCUGUAUCUGUCAGGGUGGAAACUAAAGGAAAUGAAGCUUCAAUGGAAGAAUCCAGUGGCAUGAGUGACGUUAUGGCAUCUCUUGACCAUUCCACGGCAGAGGACAUUUCCGACCCCAUUUCUAGCUCGUCUGAGCCUUCAGAAUCUAGGAACGAAGAAUUGGACACACUGCAGGCAACCAGUCAGAUUACUCUUCCUGGCAACAGUGCCUCUGCCAGCUCCCUACCUGCACCAGUUGCAGAUUCUGCUCCAGAAAUAUUAAUGGAGGGUGUUGGUGCACAUAAUGGCAGACAGAAUCCCAUUUCCUCUGCUUCAAAUCAAGGGUAUUUGUAUAAUUUGGCACUGUCAUCUGCUAUAUUUCUCUUUAUUGGACUUGUAAUGAGGAGAAUAUUUCUCCUGGAAGGAGAUACAUCAGAGGAACUUGAUGAUGUUCUUCUCUGAUGUUAGUGGUUUACAUUUUCAUGUCCAUGAAUUGAAUCUUUCACAUAUAUUAUUAAUUGUAAAUUAUAUAAUAUUUCCACACCAGUGUGUUGUAUAUAAUGUAUCGCAUUCAUACAUGACAUCCAUCUUGUUUUGUUCUCUUUAUCUUUGAUCUCGGCAGUACUGAGUGGCAGUUAACUUUUUCAUUAUUUUCAUGCAUUGUUUUGGACUAUAAAUUCUGGACUAUAAAUCAUCACAUGUGCAGUUAAAAGAAGCCUCAUUCCAGAACUCCAUGCAGAGAAGGAGUUCAUAUUGUCAUUUACUCAAGUGAGUUUGAAUUUUUGAUGCAAGUUAAAAAGUUAAUUUUUUUUUUUUUUUUUUUUUUAUCAAUGUUUAUGAUAAGCUUAAUUAAGAAGGUAAUGGUGAUGUCUUUACAAUUGUCUAUAAUAAUAUAGCUUCAAAUGGAGAUUCCCAUCUGCCAAAAAUUGUUCUCCAAAGCUUUCUCUAAAUCUAGAGAAUGAAUUACCAUAGGUAUUUCUAUAUUUUGUUCAUAUUGUUUUUCUUGCUACUCGUGUUAUCCAUACACAUGCAUGCAUUUUUCCUUACUGUGCAAGUAUAAGCAUCUAUCAUGUUUGAGCAAGUUUAAAACCACUUUGAGUUGAACAUAUCAUCAUUGUUGUCACACAUGGAUAUGCUCAAAUUCAUCUGAUGUUUUGAGCAGUGUUUGAAAUUUUGGAAGUGUUUAGCAACUUCAGUGUGCAGGAAAGGAACUUUCAUUUAAUUAUAUCUUUCAUAUUACAUAUUGUCUUGUCUAAUAAGGGUCAUAACACGUUUGUGUGAUGGGCAUUUUCUGUUGGGCAUGUUAAAAUACUCGGUAAAAAAAGGGUUUUUGAAGGGUUUGAAUUUUUCUUCUAUUUAGACUAAAGUACCAUUAUAGCCUAUAUGCUCGGUUUCCCAUUGAUAAAUUUAUCGAAGUCCCCCAAGGCAACUGACUUCACUUUUUCCUGAAUGCACCCCAUAAAAGAUGCCUAACUUGGGAGUACCUAAUUAAUGCUGGGUGAACAGAGACAUUAGGUGUAAAGAAACUCGGCCAAACCUCUCGUCCUGCUCAGAAAUUAAACCUGUUAUCUUUUGGUUGCAAGCUGACUGUGGCUGUACAUUGUGUAUUGUACAGGUCAUAGGCUAGGUGGGUUUCUUAAUGCAAGUGCACCUGUCACAGACUUUGCUCUAUGAAUUCUGCAUGAACUUAAGGAUCAUUUGCAUUCAUGAAUUAAAUAUUGUAAUUUGCAUAAUUUAAUAUAAUAUCUUUAACCCAGUAAGAAUUUUGUAUUAUUUGAAUUGGAAUUGAAUUAUUUGUAAUUGCAGAAAAUAAGCUUUGCAAUUUUUUUCCAAUCAAACAUCAAUAUGAAUGUUAUGCUUUCACAUGAAAGUAAGUCCCUAUUAUGUUAACUUAUUAAAUAUUUACACAUUUAUGAUAGAGGAAUUUCAUAAUAAGUUUUAAACACAUUUAAACUACAGGUAUUUUAUUUGGAGCUGCAUGAAAUAGUCUGUAAGCAUACCUUAUGCUCGUGCCCUCAUGUCUGUUGUGUUGUUAGCAUUCACGAUCAUGUGAAAGUGUCACUUUUCAAGGUGUUUUGUUGGAAGUUUUUGCCUUCAUUAUUGAUAUGUCUUUUAAACCUUUCCACCAUUUUCCAAAAAAUAUAUAUUAAUGUAUUUUGUCAGCAAUUGCAGUACUUUUACUCUUGGAUUCCUGUGGUUAAAUAUAAAUUUUCAGAGCUCCAUUGAGCAUCUGCAUCCAUGCUUGCAUUCUCUAGCCACAAAAACAAUUAUUAUACAAAAAAUUUCACUUAUUUAAAGAUACUGUAUACAGUAUCUAAGAGUUGCCAUGGUUAUACCAGAAGCAGUUAUACAAGUGUGUUGACUUGCUUGUUUCUGCCUCCUCUGUUCUUUAACAAAUGCCUCUGGUGAUUGGUAACAUUAAAUUGAUGUAUUCUCACAUUUUUUUCUUUUAGCUUUGUUCAAUUGUUAUUAUUUGUAGAGUUUAAAAUAUAACAGUACAUACAUGCAGCCAGUUCAAAGUUUCCUCCGAGCACCACAGCAAGGACAGUACAUAAAUAUUUUUUAGAAAACCAUCCACAAUAGAUCUUCUGUUUUGUGCAUAUUUUUAUAUACUGAUGUACUGGUCCCACAUUGUCCUCAUUUGUUUACUUUUCCCUACAUUACUGAGAUAGCAAGACUCUUGGGUAUCUUGGUGUUUGAGUUGUACAACACACUCUUAUGUCUUUAUUAAUCUGUCUUUUCAACUCCCACCUUCCAAGUAGUGUAUAUACCUCACAAUUUUUUCACAAUUGCCCUAUCAUUCAUUUAUCUCCUGGUAUUGAUGGCUACUUGUUUUGUAAAGUUACCACUCACACAUUGCCCUGUACAAUACACGCACUAAGCCCCUUUCUGUUACCAACUGCAGAGGCAAUUGUGGUGUGUUGGUGCAUAAAUUGUGGAUGGUGAUUUCCCAGUAUUACACAUCUGCCUUAAAUACUGUAGUAGGGUAUUUUUUUAAAGAAUAUAUCUUUUGUUUUAUAGGAAUAUGUAAAGUUAGUCAUAAAACUGUUAAAUUAACGUUUGUAAAUAUUAUUCCCGCGUUAUUUUUUAAAAUCUUUGGUGCAAAAUGUUUAUUCUUAAUCGACACUGAUCUAUCAGCUUCCAGCCCUGUCUCUUGUUUACUUGUAAAAACUCCUUAAAUUAAUAAAGAAAAUGACUUGCAUAUCUUUCUUUAGAUAACAGAAAUGUUACUUUUGCUCCUGGGGGCUUGUAAGCUUUGGAUCCAUUAUGAGCAGAUUAAGCCAUCUUGUGAACCAGGUCUUAAAGUGCAUUACAGCUGCUAUAAACAUUCGUCUUUUUUUUCAUUAAUACUGUAUUUGGUAUUCUUGGCAAAUGUAAUUAGGGGGACGAUUUUGUUUACAAUAUGCUAUGGGAAGAAAACUUGAGCUUAUUUGAAGAGUGCUUUUGUGUGAAGUGAAGUGUUGAAAAUACAAGUUUUACUUGUGCUGGAUCUUAUAACCUAAUACAGGGUACUGUACUAGUAUUUUAAUAAUAGCUUUUGUUUAUGGAAAAUGGAUAUAUAUAUAUAAUAAAUGCUGUGAUUUCAUUGGUUGGUAAACUGUAGCUUAUAGGCAGAUGGAGUUAAUAAUAUGGGUGAAGGUUAAACACAACCCACAAAUCUGAAAAUAAAGAAUUGAUGAAGUUUCUGUCCAUCCUGGACCAUUAUUGUGUUCAAUUCUCCAUUUUAAGAUUUUUGGGUUGGGUGUCUAAUCUGCAGCUUAUAAGUUUGAUGUACAGUAUUAUAUUAAUAUCUUAGUUUUCUUCAACGUUAAAUUACAAUGCCAUAAAUUUGUCAUUCUUCAUGUAGCAAAAAACUGGUUAUACGAUUUCAAUAUUAAUCAGGUUUUGUGCUACAUGAGAAAUGAAUUGACCUGUUUUUUUUUUUUUUUUUUUUUUUGCAGGGAAUUUUUUUAUUUUGACACAUUAAAAAUAGUUACAAUUUUAUGCAGAAUUAUUUUAGUACAGUAUAUUGUAUCUUGCUACCUUCUGAUAGUCUUGAGAACUUUGGUGAUAUAAAAUAUAGUUAACAUUAAACAGAUAUAUUUUGUUGUGUGCUCCAAAUAAGAACUACAGUACAUUUUGGUGUUUAAGCUAAAAGAGUUUGGAAAGUAGAAUUUUUACCAAGGGUUGUGGUUCAUGGGUUUGUAUAUCUAGUCACAUCUUCAGACUAAAUUCUUGUCCUGUACAGUACUUUUAAUUAUACUUCCAUGUUUGCUUAAAUGCAGGCUUUGAAAUAAAAUUGAAUUGAAGUAGAAUAGAACUGACUCCUUAGUGCCAAAUAAAGAAUUUUACCUA
Messenger RNA from Procambarus clarkii (red swamp crayfish), 4985 nucleotides. RefSeq names its product ubiquitin-conjugating enzyme E2 J1. The record is from RefSeq and is a predicted model, not a curated record. NCBI's taxonomy places the organism in Eukaryota, Metazoa, Arthropoda, Malacostraca, Decapoda, Cambaridae.